UUUUUUCCCUUUUUCCAAAACAUUUUCUUCAAAACAUCGGCUCGAGCAAACUCAUUCACAGAGCACAACAAACUGACUCGAGAGGAUGAAGUGCAUACUUUCUUUGCUGGUGUUAUCUCUGUCUCUGGUGGUUGCAACUAUUAAUGCAAAUGCACCCAUCUUGACCCGAGGAACACAGCUUUCCAUUGAACGCCAAUUUGUGCCACAAGAAGCUGUUUUUGGCCUCUAUUAUGAUCUCAUGGAAACGGCAGUUCCUGGACCCAAAGAUCGAAUUCACAAGGAUCUCAUUGGUGUCAAGGGAGAUGCGGGUAUGUCAGUUGAACUUGACGAUGGUGAGUACGGUGGCAGGGAGCGGCUAGUUCACAAGUUUCAAGAAAUUGUCCGUGGCGGCAACUACACGUCAAACGAAGAAGGGCUUCAACGACAAAGUGGAAUAUUGCGUCUGGAACACUUGUCACAUCCUGACUAUCAUAAAGCCCAAAAGCUCAUCCACCAGGUAGUUCCAAACAACGUCCUUCAAGAGAAGGGGACAAUUCACGUCUAUCUCUCGAAACCAGACUCGGCGGCUCUGGCCAACCAUACGGACGUGACGGACAUUUUUGUCUUGCAACUGCAGGGAGCCAAAGAAUGGCUCUUGUGUCAGGAGAAAGAGGAUUCAAUCUUUCCACCGUCCAAUGACAACAAUUUACAAAACAAACUAGACAGCUGCAUGACCUACAAUGAAUUCGAAAUUGAUACCAUGGUCUGUCACCGAGAAACACUCUAUCCCGGAGAUGCCCUCUUUCUUCCGAAACGAAUCGUCCAUUCGGCACGGGCUACCCACGAUGGACUGUCGGCACAUUUGACCUUUGGAUUUGCCAAUGACAUGUGUUCCGAACAAUCAUCCGAACCACAAUCCUCCUAUUACGCAGCCGUAACACGACGGUUCUUGCAAAGCACCUGUACCCUGUCGGAUGGAGGCAGUUCGUGCGACAGCUCUUGUGAUGGAGGAUGCGAUUCCAGUUGCAAUGGAUCCUGUGAUUCCGGUUGCGACUGUUUGUGCAAUUACGGCCUUUGCAAUGGAUGCUGCGACUCAUCGUGCGAUAGCAGUUGCAACUCGGGUUGUUCGUUCUCGUGCGAUUCCUCCUGUGACGACUGCCCGUCCUUCGUGGAAACCAACACCGGUGCCGUAAUUGGGAUUGCCGUCGGUGUGGGUGCCCUACUGUUCGGUGGGCUUGGAUUGGCCGUUUGUGCCUCCCAAAAGAACAAGCAACGUCAAGCGCAAGAAGGUGCCAACAACAACACCUCAAAGCCCGUGGAGGCGACACCCGUGGUGGCCGUACCGGUCGUGGCAACUCCAAUGCGGACGGCCCCAGCCAUGCCUCCCAUGGGGAUUGAGCCGCACCAAGAUGGUACGAUCUUGCAUGCCUAGCUGUAGAUACGACGCGUACUGUUUCGCUGGGUUUAUGUUUUGGGAGAAGAGCCCAGGUUUUAGAGGUUCAACAAUCUUGAUGUAAUUUAUUUUAAAAUAGUGAUUGCUUGU
This is a messenger RNA of Seminavis robusta, 1522 nucleotides long. NCBI's taxonomy places the organism in Eukaryota, Bacillariophyta, Bacillariophyceae, Naviculales, Naviculaceae. The record is from the annotation of a GenBank genome assembly.